AUGUUACUGAAAGGAGCUAGAAAUGGGAGUGUAUAUACAAAUGUACCUCCACUAGUGGAAGAUUUAGAGAGAUGGGUGUUCACAUGGAUACAGCGAGUCAAAAAAAUCAGAAGAAUAAUCAAUGUACAUACGGUAACGAAGGCACGUUCACAGGUUUUAACUUCUGCCACUGCUGUUUCUGGUCGCCACUUAACUACGCGGCGGGCUACAAAGUACAGGAGGUGGAAGGAAAAGCAAAUAAUCGAGGAAAACUCCACACCGCCUCCCGAUGGACAAGAAAAUGACCCCCUUGACCUAGCCGCAUACCCCGCCGCAGCCGCGUCGACCUCCGCCACAUUCAGUGUCAACAUGCGGUCUACGGCAGUAGCAGUCUGGACCACACUCUGGACGGUGUGUUACGCGUAUGGCUUGGACUUUCCCACCGAUAAACACCUUGAAGAGAAUGACGUGUGUCGGGAUGAUGGGGACAAGGCGUGGCGCUGCCGCAAAGCACGCGAGUGUGACGCCCUCUCGGAGCUCACCAGAAAUGGAAAGGUGGUCACGUGUUCGCUGGCCAACCGCCACAACCCACUGGUCUGCUGCCCUCCUCUAACCUCCAACCACGUCAACCAGACUAUCAGUCAACAGAAGUGCGAAGAGUACAAGGAGGCUGUGUGUCACCAGACAUUACAGCCCAACAAGCGACUCCCCGGCGGGCCUCCUGAUACGGUGCUAGAAAGUACGUCACCUGUCACUAACGACACAGAAGAGGUACCGGAUAUGUUGACGGAGGCGGUAGAGGACAGUCUGCGCUUUCUGGUGGUAUAUGGCGGGGAGAAUGCCUGGGCGGGAGAACAUCCACACAUGGCAUCGGUUGGAUUUGGACCAGAAAUCAGAAUAUUAUGGAGGUGUGGUGGCUCUCUUAUCAGUAAGAGAUUCGUGAUGAGUGCAGCCCACUGUUCUGAGCCAGAAGGGCUAGGGAAGGCUCGGUGGGUAUUGCUGGGAGCUAUAGACAUCAGAUAUAAGGACGGCCCUAUGCGGCAGCAGUUCCAGAUAGUAGAACAUCACGUACACAAAGAUUACCGCAGUCAUCUUCUGUACAACGACAUCGUGCUGUUCCGACUGGACAGGGACGUUCAGUUCACGAGGUUCGUGGCGCCUGCGUGUCUCUAUCAGGGACUGACUGAGCCCGAGGGAAGGGCAGUGGUCACCGGGUGGGGCCGCAACCAUUCGGCUGGCCCUACUAUGCCAGUUCUACAAAAGGCAACCCUUUCCUUUCUGCCACCAGAAAUUUGUAAGGAGAGAGUGGGAGUUGAUACGGAGUAUCCGGAAGGUAUUCACUCACCUUCACAGUUCUGCGCCUGGGAAUACGGCAAGGAUACCUGCAAGGCUGACUCAGGUGGCCCAUUGGUGAGGGCCGAAAAGGACAGCUGCCUCGCCGAACAAGUCGGCAUUACGUCAUUCGGACCUGUUCGAUGUGGAGAAUCUGAAAUUCCCGGCACUUACGUCAGAGUGGCGUACUUCUUGCCUUGGAUAGAAUCUAUCGUCUGGCCUUCGCCUUAAUAGAGUCUAUAGUCAUUAAUUUUACUGUUUUUCGUCUUCCAUGUAGUAUAUAUUUUAUGUUCAUUAUACAUUUCUUAUAUUGUUGUUUA
Molecule: messenger RNA, 1631 nt
Organism: Homalodisca vitripennis (glassy-winged sharpshooter)
Lineage: Eukaryota; Metazoa; Arthropoda; Insecta; Hemiptera; Cicadellidae
Product: serine protease snake-like
Exons: 9
Coding region: 1-1542 (513 amino acids)
Biological process (GO): proteolysis
Molecular function (GO): serine-type endopeptidase activity
Source: RefSeq, a predicted model, not a curated record